This is a messenger RNA of Pygoscelis adeliae (Adelie penguin), 1287 nucleotides long. It is a transcript of the gene IST1, whose product is annotated as increased sodium tolerance 1 homolog (yeast). NCBI's taxonomy places the organism in Eukaryota, Metazoa, Chordata, Aves, Sphenisciformes, Spheniscidae. The record is from RefSeq and is a predicted model, not a curated record. The coding region runs from base 28 to 1125 and encodes 365 amino acids. The transcript is spliced from 9 exons. Gene Ontology annotation, biological process: protein transport.
CCUCUUCUCCCACAGAAAGUCUUUAUCAUGUUGGGCUCUGGAUUCAAGGCUGAGCGCUUGCGAGUCAACCUGCGCCUUGUCAUCAAUCGCCUCAAACUACUGGAGAAAAAGAAGACUGAGUUGGCCCAGAAGGCAAGGAAGGAGAUUGCAGAUUAUCUGGCAUCCGGAAAAGAUGAGCGUGCCAGGAUUCGUGUGGAGCACAUCAUCCGUGAAGAUUACCUUGUGGAGGCCAUGGAGAUCCUGGAGCUGUACUGCGAUCUGCUGCUAGCCCGCUUUGGCUUGAUUCAGUCCAUGAAGGAGCUGGACUCUGGCCUGGCAGAAGCAGUAUCUACACUGAUUUGGGCUGCACCACGACUCCAGUCGGAAGUGGCUGAGUUGAAGAUUGUUGCUGACCAGCUGUGUGCCAAGUACAGCAAGGAGUAUGGGAAGCUGUGCCGGACAAACCAGAUUGGAACAGUCAAUGACAGGCUGAUGCACAAGCUGAGUGUGGAGGCGCCACCCAAGAUUCUGGUGGAGAGAUACCUCAUCGAGAUUGCCAAGAACUACAAUGUGCCCUAUGAGCCUGACUCUGUGGUGAUGGCUGAAGCCCCUGCAGGCGGAGAGGCAGAUCUGAUUGAUGUGGGAUUCACAGAUGAUGUGAAGAAGGGUGGCCAUGGAGGGGGAGGAGGUGGUGGAUUUACAGCCCCACUGGUUGGUCAUGAUGGAAUAGUACCCAUGCCAGUGAUGAUGCCUAUGCCCAUGCCAACACCAAAUCCACCCUUCUCCUAUCCGCCUCCAAAGGGACCGGAGAACUUCAAUGGCCUACCUGUGGGGACCUACCAGCCUUUUAGUAACAUCCAUCCACCACCAAUUCCGGCAAGCCCACCAACAUACGACUCUAUUGAUGAGCCUAAUACUGACAAGGAUGCUUCUGCGCCGGUGGCUGGGCCCGGGCCCAAGUCAGAAGCUCCUCCUAAACCAGGAGCUGGAGCUCUUAAUACCUGUGAUAACUUUGUGCUGCCUGAAUUACCAUCUGUGCCAGAUACGCUGCCAACAGCAUCUGCCGGCGCCAACUCUUCUGCCUCUGAAGACAUUGACUUUGAUGAUCUUUCUCGGAGAUUUGAGGAGCUAAAGAAGAAAACAUAAAACUGGCUGGGCUGUAACUCCAGUGUGAGGGGCAGGAGCUGUGACAGCUGCUUCUCUCUGAAACAGACUCCCCUUGAAAUUGGUUUCCUGUAUUAACCUCAAAUGAAUGCGCUCUUCUUUUUGAGCUCUCUUCCUGCUGUACUUAAACCAAAUGCUGCCGCU